UACUUUCAUUAAACAAAUAUCGAAGUCGUAAACAAAUCAAGUCUCCAUCUUCCUUGCUUCACUCACAAAUUAAACUUUUUUUUAUUUAAUUAGCUUGAGAUCGAUGGCAGGAAUGAGGUUUUCGCCUGAAGAUUCGUCGGAAGCAAACCAGCAUCUUUCGGCGCCGCAUCAGCAACUGUUUCAGACCGGUCGAGAAGGGGCGUCCGACGAUGACAGGUCGGUGGCUGCGGAUUCAUGGUCUAUUAAGAGCGAUUACGGAAGCACACUUGAUGAUGAGCAGCGCCACGCUGAUGCCGCCGAAGCCCUCUCCUCCGCCGCCAACUUCCGUCCCGCUUCUGACUACAGUUCCGACAAGGAUGAACCAGAUGCGGAUGCGAUGACAUCAAUGCUUGGUCUUCAGAGUUACUGGGAUGCUGCAUAUCUCGAUGAGCUUGCAAAUUUUCGUGAACAUGGCCACGUCGGUGAAAUUUGGUUUGGAACCGAUGUCAUGGAUACUGUUAUUUCUUGGACCAAAAGCUUGUGUAUUGAUGUUUCCCAAGGUCACAUCCUGAAUCAUGUUGGAGAGGCCAAGUCUCAGCCUGCUGAGCAGGAUGAUAAGCAUUUGUCUUCCUGGAGUGUACUUGACAUUGGCACGGGAAAUGGUCUGCUCCUUCAGGAACUUUCUAAGCAAGGGUUCGCAGAUUUAACUGGAACUGAUUAUAGUGAAGGGGCAGUUGACCUUGCUCGAAGCCUUGCAGAUCGAGAUGGAUUUUUAAACAUUAAGUUCCUGGUUGAUGAUAUUCUUGAGACAAAGUUGGAUAGACAGUUUCAACUUGUCAUGGAUAAGGGGACUCUUGAUGCCAUUGGGUUGCAUCCUGAUGGACCUAUCAAAAGGAUGAUGUAUUGGGAUUCAGUUUCAAAGUUGUUGGCCCCUGGUGGAAUAUUAGUGAUUACAUCUUGCAACAAUACGAAAGAUGAAUUGGUGCAAGAGGUGGAAAAUUUCAAUCAAGGGAACAUUGCAACACCCCAAGAGCCAAAUACAGUCAAGGACCAAGAAACACAGAACGACCACCCCCAGUUUCGAUAUCUGAAUCAUGUUCGGACUUAUCCAACAUUCAUGUUUGGUGGAUGUGUGGGAUCACGUGUUGCCACCGUUGCAUUUCAAAGGAACUAAAAUUGAAGGAUGGAGUCUUUUUUCAUGAACCGACUACACGUUGAUUUGUCGUGGUUAAAAGCGGUUAAGGAUCAUGUAUACACAUUGGUGCUGAAUAGAUAUUGACAUUCGAAACUUAAAUUUAUCGGAUUCUUCUCUAUGUUUCUUUCAA
Molecule: messenger RNA, 1304 nt
Organism: Hibiscus syriacus
Lineage: Eukaryota; Viridiplantae; Streptophyta; Magnoliopsida; Malvales; Malvaceae
Product: EEF1A lysine methyltransferase 2-like
Exons: 7
Coding region: 104-1153 (349 amino acids)
Biological process (GO): peptidyl-lysine monomethylation; peptidyl-lysine dimethylation
Cellular component (GO): cytoplasm
Molecular function (GO): protein-lysine N-methyltransferase activity
Source: RefSeq, a predicted model, not a curated record